Messenger RNA from Paramecium sonneborni, 7506 nucleotides. NCBI's taxonomy places the organism in Eukaryota, Ciliophora, Oligohymenophorea, Peniculida, Parameciidae. The record is from the annotation of a GenBank genome assembly.
AUGUAAUUUUUUCUGAUUAAAUAAUCGAGAUAUUUUAAGACAUUUCCAAAAACAAACUGUUUUUAUUUUUGUAUUUCAUUUUUGACUAAGAUUGAUUUUUAUAUUGAUCAUAAAAAAUGUUUAGAUAUUAAUUACUCUUAUGUUGAGAAUGAAAAAACAAACUAGUAAAUUUAUAAAAAUUCCUUUAAAAAUAUUAUUAGUUGGAAAUAAGAGAAGGCUUAAAUAACUUAAGAAGAAUCAAAAAGAGAAGAAAAUUUUAGGAAGGACGUGAUUAAUGAUGAAAAUAAUUACGAGGACUUAGAAGAAUAGAAAUUAUAAAUCAUGAUUUAAAUAAUUAUUUAGGACAUUGAUAUUGUAUUUUUAAAUUUUAUAUAUUUUAUUAUGUCAAAAGAAAUCAAAGCAACUGAAAAUCUUAAACAACAAUAAACUGAUGCAGAAUACAAAGAAAAUUAAAAUAAAGACAGAGAUUCCUUUAGUGAAGAUGAGGUAUAUAAUCAAAAUUAUGAAAUUUAUAUAGAAAUAUGGUGAAUAUGUUCAAAAGCGGAAUCGUGAAAUAUUAUAAAAAGUUAAGGAACUGUUAAAUGAUGGGCAAUCAACUGCAAAUUGUUAAGAAGAGUAGAGUUUUAUUAUGGGAAAUGAUAUUAUCAAGUAAGAAUUUUUAGAAGACCUUGAUGAAGAGUUUGGGUAAGUUUAUUAAGAAAGCAAAGUCAAAACAAAUGUAUAUGUGAAAUUAAUUCCAAAAAAUGAUUUGCAACUUGCCUAUGUCUAUAAAGAUAAGUAAUUAUGUAUAUAUAAUUAUUAGGUACCCAUUCUUAGAAGUUCGUAAGCAAAUUUUAAUAAAUAUAAAACAUGUUUCUUUUUAUGCUUAAAAGAUAACUACACAUCAUAUUUUUGAAUUCAUUACUCUCAUAAUGAUUAUCUUUAAUUCAAUAAUGUUAGCCAUAGAUGACCCUACAACUGAUGUUUAAACACCAUUUUAAAACUUAACAGAUAUCAUUUUCUUAGUCUAUUAUACUGCUGAGGCUAUUCUCAAAAUAAUUGCAUAAGUAAAAAUAUAUAUUUAUUAUCAAGGGAUUCAUAUUUCCAAAAAAGUCAUACUUAAGAGAUACUUGGAACUUUUUAGAUUUUUCUGUUAUUGUAACUGCUUACAUUCCAUACUUUUUAGAUUCAAAUUCUGUUAAUCUAAAUGCACUUAGAUCUUUUAGAGUAUUAAGACCUUUACGAACAGUAUCAUCAAUCAAAGCACUUAGAACUAUUUUAUUGGCUUUGUUUGCAUCAAUUGCUUAAUUGAGAGAUGCUGCUGUUGUAUUGAUGUUUUUUUAUUCAAUUUUUGCAAUUGCAGGUGUAUAAUUAUUUUCAGGUUAUCUAAAAAAAAGAUGUAUUGGAGAAGAAAAUGGAAUAACAUGGAUUUCAGAUGAAAUUCUGUUUUGUUCAGGUGACAAUAAUUGUCCAUCUUCUUAAUAAACAGUUUUAAAUGAAAAUUUCAUUUGUGGUAAACAAAUUGAAAAUCCAUAAAAUAAUUUGAUUAAUUUUGAUACAUUUGGUUAUGCUUUUUUAUAAGUCUUUAUUAUUACAACUUUAGAAGGAUGGACUGAUAUUUAAACAGCUGUUAUGUUAACAUUCUCAGAACUUGUUGUAUUUUAUUUUAUUAUUGUUGUCCUAGUAGGAGCUUUCUUUUUAGUUAAUUUGACCUUAGCAAUUAUUAAAUUAAAUUUUAAACCUGAAAAAAUAUAGGAAGAAUUAGAAUAAAUUAUAGAAGAAAUUGAGGAAUAUGAUUACAAAUAAUUAAGAAAAUUAAAUUUAUAUGUUCCUGAAAGAGAAAAAGUAGAUACAACUGGUUUUGGAAUUACUUGGGAUAGGUAAAACUAGAUAGAUUAAAAUGCUAUUAUGAAUAAUAGAAAAUUUUCUUAAAGAGGAGUUUCUUAAAUUAAUAUGAUAAAGUAUACAUAAAAAAAAAGAUGGAAGUAUAAAAAUAAGAUGAAUUUUGAACCAAUAAAAUCAGCAAUAUAUUAUAGUCAACCUGUGAAAUUAAAUAAAAAAUUAGUUAAGAUUGAAGGUAUUUAUGGAAUGGGUAAUUAAAAUAAAUUGAAUUAAUAAUAAUAAUAGGUAACAUAAAAUUAAUAAAAUACAAAUGCAAGAAGAUCUAGUGGAGUUAGAAGAAAUAGUUAAUCAAGCAAUAAUGAUGAUAAAACCUCCUCAAAAUAGAUGUUUGAUAAUGAGAGUGGAAGUUUUAAUAAGUAACCUAAAAAGAGUACACAAUUAUGUGAUUAAUAAUUGAAUUCUGAAUUUAUGAAUUCUCCAAUGAUAGAUUUAUAAUCUGAGAAUAUUAGACCAUUAAAUGGUGGAACUAUGUUAGUUCAUCAUAGAGCCUCAAUAGAUAGUGGUAAAAGUGGUGAAUCACAUUUUGACAGAUCUCCAGUUAAUAAUAAAUUAGAAAUUCCUAAAAUUGGCGAAAGUAAAAUUAUAAAUUAACCUUAGUUAAAUAAUAAUCCUAGAAAGUUAAAACAAAUCAAAUGUUUCCUUUAGCUGCAGGGAUGAAAUUUCAUAAACAAAUACGCAACUCUCCAAAACCUGAUUCAUAAAAAUCUCUUGAUGAUAAUGAAUUUGAUAGUGUUAAUUUAAGUGAAUUAAAUAGUCUAUCCGAUGAAGAAUUAGAAUAAAGAUUAGAAGAAAUGGAUAUAGAAAUUGAAGAAAAGAUUACAAAUAUUAAUAGUGUAAAUUUAAAAUAGAUGUAAAAAGAGUUGAAUAGAUAAAAAAAAAUGGAAAAUAAAAGACUUAAAGAUCUUCAUAAAAAUGCUUAGUAAAAUUUAGAUGAAGCUUCAUUGAAAUUAAAAUCUAAGUUAUUUAAUACUAAUUUUUAUCCCAUAAUAUUUGUAGAUGCUGAAUUCAAUAGUAUUAAUGAUAUACUAAUUUCAUAAAUGCUUUAUAAAUUAGAACAAAAAAAAUUAGAAUAAGAACAAAAAAUAAAGGAAUAAGAUAUCAAAAUUACUUAUUGUUUUAAGAAUUCAAGAUAAUUAUUAAAUUUUAAAAAAUCUAGUAAUGUUAAAACAAAAAGCAUAACAAAAUCAGGUUAUUUGAAAUCUGGAACUAAAUUUAGAAAAACAAAUAUAAGUUUAAGAAGAGUAUAACCAAUUUUUGAUGAAUAACAUCCUUUGGAAGAUUUACAAAUGCCUUAAGAAAAGAUUGGAGAUGUUAAAGAAGAAUAAAAUUAAGAAAAUUAAAAUGAAAAUUCGGAAUCAGAAGAAGAAAAUGAAAUUCGUAAUGAUGAAGAUUAAAAUAAUUUUAUAGGAAGUGGAAAUUAGACAUUAAACUAAAAAAGAAAGAAAAGAAAAGUAGAAAAAAGUGAAUAAUUAAAUUAUGAAAAAUUGGGAGAAAAAUUUUAGGAAAGUUCAGAUUGUAUAGUUGAUCUUAAUAGAAUAUAUUAAGUGGAAAUAAAUAAAUAAUUAAAUUAAGAAGAGUUAGAAUUGCUUUCUCCUUUAGAAAAAGAUCUAUAAAAAGGAGUUUUCUAUUACGAAUAUUAUGAAAUAAAAUAAAAGGAUAUUCAUGAAAGUAAUGGAAUAAUAACUGCUUAAGCUUCAAUUGAGGAUGUACUUUAAAUAGCAGAUUAUACAUUUUAUGAUUAAACAUUUGCAAAACAAAUGAAUUCUGUUAUGAAAGCUUUAAAUUAUUCUACAAGAGAAACUUAUAUAUAUUUAAAAGGAAUAAUAGGUUUUUUAUUAGUAACUUAAAAUCACUUACUAUAUUUGGUUUAAUCAGGUUAUUUUGAAGGUUUAAUGAAUUUGGCUGUUGCAUUAAAUACAAUAAUUUUAGCAUUAGAUGGUUUAUUACCAGAGAGUAGUUCUGAAAUAACAAAUUAAUUUAAUUUUGGAUUUACAAUAUUAUUUACAAUAGAAUUAGGAUUAAAAUUAAUAGGAAUGGGUUUAAAAAAAUAUUUUUUAGAUUCAAUGAAUAUAUUUGAUGCUGCAAUAGUAGCUCUUAGUUUAGUAGAAUUAUUCUUUUUGGGAGGAGGAUCGAAUGGAAAAUCAUCAUUAUCAGCAUUUAGAUCAGUAAGAAUAUUUAGAGCUUUUAGAGUAUUAAGAGUUACUAAAUUAAUGAGAAGUUUAUAAUUUAUGGGAUUUCUAAUAAAAGUAUUAAGUAAUGCUUUUUAAUCUUUCAUGUAUAUAAUGAUUUUAUUGUUGUUAUUUAUAUUCAUUUUUACACUUUUGGGUAUGGCAUUUUUUGGUGGAUAAUUAUCUAAGACACCAAGUAGAUAAAGUUAUGAUGAUAUUUAAAGCGCAUUUUUGGUUGUAUUUUAAGUGUUAACUUUAGAAAAUUGGAAUAGUAUUUUAUGGGAUUUGUUAAUUUAAGAUGUUUCUGCAUUUAUAACAAUACCUUAUUUAGUAUUAUGGAUAAUGAUUGGAAAUUAUGUUUUUUUGAAUUUAUUUUUAGCAAUAUUAUUAGAAAACUUUGAGGAAGAGUAUAAAAAUGAUAAGGCUGGUUUAGAUACAAACAUAGAGAUAGGAAAGGAUUCAGUUAUGGAUAAUACUACUACUUAUGCUGCAAAUUCAACAAUUGCAUAGAAAUCAACAAUAAGGACAAAGAAGAUGACAAUUGCAUAAUAAUUAGAAAAUAUUGAUGAUCAUCAUGAUAUUCAAAAACAUAAAUAAGGGAAAUAAACAUUUUAAUAUUUUAUAGAACCUGGAAUAUGUUAAUAUUCAUUAUAUUUAUUAAGUCAAUAAAAUAUUGUAAGAAGAAUAUGUUAUAGAAUAGUAAAGGAUAGUAAAUUUGAAACAUUAAUUUUUUGUAUGAUAUUUUUGACAUCAACUAAAUUAGUAUUUGAUACUUACAUAACAGAUGAUGAAGAAUAAUUAAAAGAUAUAUCUUUGGAUAUAGACAUAAUGUUUGCUGUAUUUUUUGGAAUUGAAAUGUGUAUGAAAAUAAUAGCAUUUGGAUUUAUAUAAUAAGAUAAUUCUUAUUUAAGAGAAUCUUGGAAUGUCUUAGAUUUCUUUAUUGUAAUAGCUUCAUUUGUAGAUGUGAGUGUUACAUCAAUAAAUUUAAGUUUUGUAAAGAUAUUAAGAUUAUUAAGAACAUUACGUCCACUUAGAUUCAUAACUCAUAAUAGAUCAAUGAAGAUAUUGGUAUCAGCAUUAUUAUAAUCUAUAAAUGGUAUUUUUAAUGUGGCAAUUGUUGUGAUUUUAGUAUGGAUGAUGUUUGCAAUUCUAGGUAUAAAUUUAUAGAAAAACAAAAUGAGUUAUUGUAAUUUUGGAGAUGAUGAAACUCAUUAUGAUUAUGAAAUUGAAGAUUGUAAAUAAAAUGGUGGUGUUUGGGAGAAUAGAAAAACUAAUUUUGAUAAUAUUUUAAAUGGUAUGUUGACAUUAUUUAUUUUAUCAACAUUAGAAGGAUGGCCAGAUAUGAUGUAUUGGUUUAUAGAUGCAGAUGAAACAGGACCAAUAAAGGGAUCUUAAUUAUAAUUUUCUUGGUAUUUCAUAGUAUUCAUAUUAUUUGGUUCAAUCUUAUUAAUGAAUCUCUUUAUUGGUGUUAUAUUAGUCAACUAUCAUUUAGCUGAAGAAGCUUCAAGAGAUUAAAUCUUGACUUAAUCUUAAGUAGAUUGGAUAGAACUAUAAAAAUUGAUUGUUCAUUCUAAUCCAAACCUUGCAAUGUUCUUUAGUCCUGAGAAUCUAUUUAGGGCAAAGAUCUUUACAAUUAUUAAACACAAGUAUUUCGAUCCUGUAAUUUUGAUGAUCAUUUUAAUUAAUAUUAUUAUUAUGGGUUUAUCUUAAGAUGAUGCACCAAUUAUUUAUGAUAAUGUAUUGACAUAAUUUAAUACUGCUUUUACCUUUAUAUUUAUAAUAGAAGCUAUCCUUAAAAUUAUUGCUUUAGGACCUGUAGGAUAUAUGAGAAAUACAUGGAAUCAAUUUGAUUUCUUUGUUGUAUGUACAUCUAUUUUAGAUCUCAUUUUAUCCUUUACUGGAAAUUCAUUUAUUUCAUUUCUAAGUGCAGGACCAUAAUUAGCAAGAGUUUUUAGAGUACUUCGUGUCACAAGAUUAUUUAGAUUAAUCAAAUCUUUUGAAGGUUUAUAAAAAUUGAUAGAAACAGCUAUCUAUUCAUUACCUGCUAUGUUAAAUGUGACUGCUUUAUUGUUUUUAGUAUUUUUUAUAUUCUCCAUCUUGGGAGUCUUUUUAUUUGGUAAUAUUAAAACUGGAUGGCUUAUAAAUGAUAAUAAUAAUUUCUAAGAUUUUCAUCAUUCAAUCGAAUUAUUAUUUAGAUGUGCCACUGGAGAAGAUUGGUAUAAAGUUAUGUUUGAUACUAUGCAAGAUGGAUAAGGAUAUUAUUGUAUUUUUUUUAUCAUUUUCAUUGUCAUCUAACAAUAUAUCAUGCUCAACCUAUUUAUUCUUAUUAUUCUAGAUCAAUAUGAGAUCAAUUAUUUCAAUAGUGAUAACCCAUUAAAUAAAUUCUAAGAAUAUGAAAAUAUGUUCAUUGAGUCUUGGUCUAAAUUUGCCAAAGAAGACAAAGGCAUGAAAAUGCAUUAAUAGUUACUUGUACCUUUAUUGUUGGAAAUGGAAAAACCUAUUGGUUAUGAUUUAAAAUAGAAAUUGUAAAAUGAAAUAACUGAAUGGAAACGAAUCAAUCCAUAAAAUGAUAAUAAAGAAAAUAUUUAACGAUAUACUUUAAAUUUAAAAGCUCAAGCCAAACGUGAUGUCUCUACAUAAAUUAUGAAAAUGAAUAUUUAUUCUGAUAAUAAUGGGCAUGUCAAAUAUCACUAAAUAUUAUUUUGUGUUAUGAAAUCCUACAUGUGGAAAAAGGUUCAAGUUAAUCUAAGUUAAGAAGGAGCAGAGAAAAUCUUAUAAAAAGAAGAAGAAACUUUGAAGAGAUUGAAAAAAAAAUAAAUUGUACAAUCAAAAGAAGUCUCUCUUGUUAAUCCUAUUGUUUAGUAUUUAUUUGUAAACAUGGCUUUUAAAACACUUAAAAGAUAUGGAGAAAAGAAGAAAUAAUAAAAAGAAACAGAUAUUUUAUUAGAAUAAGAAUAUUUUAGUGAUGGAUUCAGUUCUGAUUCAUCAUUUGAUAACAAGAUUGAAAUCUUAUCUAGGAGUUCUAAAGACACAGAUCAUCCCAGAAGACCAUAUUAUGGAAGACCUAAAUUCAAAUCAGUGCCGAAUACUGAAAUUUAUAAAGAUGAUAUUUUUCUACAUUAAGUUAAACCUAUUGAAAAUGAUUCUAAUAGAGUUUCACAAGAUGAAGAUGAAGAUGAAGAUGGUAAAAUAUUAUUAUUAAUUUUAAGUUAUGUAAAAAUAUACAAAAGACUUUCAAGAACAUUUAAUUGAUAAAUUUGAGAGCAAUAGAAACAUUCAAAAUGAUAGAUCUGAUGAAUCAGCUAAUAAAUAUAGUCAAUAAAAAAAAAGUAUUUAAUAAUCCAAAAAACUCUCCUUAAAACCAAAUGACUAUGUUUAAGGUUUUAGUAAAAAAUCAAUAAAAUCUAUAUCUUAAACUAAUAACUAAACUGAUAUUUAUGAUAAUUAAAUGUAAUGA